UUCGAACCGGAGGAAGCAGGAGGCGCGGUUUCCCGUGUUCGUGUUUUGCGAGAACGCAGCAGAGGUGGGAUCGCGCAGGCGGGCGGGGUUUCGCGGAAGUUCAUGGCGGUCUUCUUGGAUGGUCGUUUCCGUCUGCUCUCUGCUGCUGUCGUUGUGAAGCAGGAGAAAUUGCUACUACACCGGCCCCGCACAGUUCUCUUCUCUUCGCCUCCUCCCAGAGUUCCGUGUCCGGAUAUCUCUAAGCUGUGGGCGGGGCCUGGCUUGGCGCGCUAGCCACUUGAUGGUGUGUACAGUGCGGCUUGAUGAUAAUGGAGUGUCUUGUGUCUCCUAAGAGGGUGGAGAAUGCCUCUUCUGAACAGGAUGACAGCGAUAAUGAUAUUGAGUUUGUUGGUGAAAGUGUGUUGAGACCUGUCUUGGAGUGCAUCGACCUUAGUAGUGCCGAGGAGGAAAGUAGCAGCUCCUCUAAUAAUAAUAUAAAGCACAAAGAUUAUGUUGAUUAUCAGAAGGAAAGAGUAACUUCAACCCUUGAUCGCCUAGCACGCCACGUAGAGGUAGAGAAACAACUGAAAGAAGAGAAGAAUAAAGCUUUCAAGGAAAAACUGGAUUCCCAACAUGCUCAUGGACUGCAGGAACUGGAAUUCAUCCAGGGACACUGCGACAGAGAAGCAGCAAGACUGUGUGUGAACCAGUGGCUCAAAAUGCCAGGCCUCAAGCCAGGAACUGUAAACUCUGGAAGAAGACCAUUACCUCAUGGAUCAAAUCAAACACCAUCUGACAGUAAAUCCAUUUUGUGCCCCAUAAUGCAUUGCAACAGAAAGUUUGACAAUGGGCACCUUCUCCUUGGCCACCUUAAAAGGUUUGAUCAUUCUCCAUGUGAUCCCACAAUUACACUGCAUGGACCUCCAACCAAUGUCUUUGCCUGCAUAGUCUGUAAGAGAAGAUUUUGCACGCCUCAGCAAUACAGUGAACACAGUUUGUCUAAGAAAAGUGAAGAUGAUGGUCAUGAAAGAAAUUAUCCUCCUCAGCAUAUUCAGUGCUUUGCAUGUCCAUGCUGCUUCCUCCUUUUCACCAUAAGGGAUGAGUGCCUACAGCAUAUGUCUGGAAAGAAUCACUUUUCCCACACUUAUAAGCUGAUUGAUAAACCAGGGAACCCACUUCCUUUGCCUUUCCCAGCCUAUGCAAAGAAUAUUCUAAUCUCCUUGUGCAAAGAAGUUCCAUUCCAAGUGAAAUGUACAUCCUGCCAUCAGGUGUUGUGUUCUCAUGUGGAGCUAACCGCACACUUCAGAAUUCGUUGUCGUAAUGCUGGUCCAGUUGCUGUGUCAAAUAAAAGCAUCUCCCAAGUUGCUGAAAUAUUUAAAGCCAAAGGUUGCUGUCAAAUCUGUGACAAACUGUUUGUCAAUGAUGACCAGAUUAGUCAGCAUAUUCACCAAACUCAACAUACGGUUAAAAUCCUCACUACAAUGGAAGACUCCAUCUUAAUGUUCUGCCAUAUCAAUGAAGGAAAUAAAAGUGUGUCUCAUCUACAGAAGCACAUAAGCCUUUUAAAAUCUUCUCCUCUGAAAAGACAUUUGGACUCGAAAGUUUCUGUUAGUGAUAAGAAAGAAACACUUUCAAAACGAAAAAAAGAUUUUGAAGGCAAAAAUCAAGAGGUUAGUAGUGACCACACUGUAAAAACCUGGGUAUGUGAGUGCCAUCUGGCCUUUCCUUCUGAGGAGUUGGUAGAAAAUCAUAUUUUUUCUGCAAACAGAAUUUGUCACAAAUGUGGCGUGUGUGGGAAACUUGCAGUAAAUGCAAGCAUAAUCCGUUUGCACAUGAGCCGGUUCCAUGGCGGAGCACACUUGGCUAACUUCAUCUUUUGGUGUCAGGCCUGCAGUAUAGCCCUUCAGAAAGGGGAAGAUGUUAUGGGCCAUGUGACAGAAUAUCAUGGUGGGCACAGCUACUAUUCUGAAAAGGAUAUCUCUGAGGAUGAGCCUGCCGUAUCUUCCCAUACACACUGUGAUAAUUCAGUUGAACAGAAAGACCAAUCUCCAAGCAGUAUGGAAGUGUCUCCACCUCCAAGUCCAAUGGAUGUGUCUGAAGAGACUUCUCACCAAUGGCAGUGCCGCAUGUGUGAGGAAGUUUUCGACUCGGAAGACUGUGUGAAGCAGCAUUGCAUGUCAUUAGAGAGCCAUCAUUUUCACAGGUACAGCUGUGGCUUGUGCAAAAUGACAUUUCGGAAAACAGAAACAGUACGUAGACACUGUCAAGAUAGACAUAACAAUGUUGUGCAGAUUAAAUACUUCUGUGGAUUUUGUGGCGACCUCUUUUUUGAUGUUGAGGAAGAGUUUUUACUUCACUUCAAAGGUUUCCACAGCAUGGAUUACAUGUGUGUGUCUGAGAGAGCAGAAACAUCAAUCAAAACUCUUGAGACAGUAGAGGAGAGCAAUCUUUUAAAUUGUGGCUGUCGGGAAAAAUACGCCUCCAAAAGAAACAGGAAGGCCGAUCACAAAAAGUGUCAGGACACCAUGCUGGAAAAGGGUAAUCUGUGGUAUCGCUGUAUUUUGUGUUCCUCAACAGCACAAAGCCAUUCUGACAUGUCUGCUCAUCUCAAGAACCACACAGGCCAACCACACAACCAAGAAUCCUACGUAGUAAGGUGUGGUGCAUGUAAUAAAAACUUCAAUGAUCUUCUAGUUGCCCAUCAGCACUUCCAUGACAAACACUGCUUUUCACAAAAGCCUCAUUUGGACUUUGGAUCUCAAGCAGAAAAUGAAGUAUUCCAGUUUUCUGCUAGUGGAUCUUGUGUGGACAAAAAGCCUGAUAAAUUAAAGCCAUCAAUAGAUAAGACUACAAUAAAUUCAGUGCCUCCUUCUCCAAAGAAGCUAAGAGAGAUAAGCAAAGAACAAAUUAAGAAAUCCUAUUCUGAAGUACCUGGGCAAGAUGAUGGAGAUCUACCUGAUCUUGAUUACUUGUGCACCAUGACUCAUAUUAUAAUGAUGGAUUUAGAUAAUUGGGGAAGCCUUUUCCAUCAGUUGCCUGCUACUCUUAACCAAGGGACUUUUAUCUGGGGCUUUCAAGGUGGACACAACAACUGGAAGCCACCUGUGAAUUGCAAAAUUUUCAAUUACCUUAACAAGACUGGGUGUUUCUUCCUUCAUCCACGCUGCGGUACAAGGAGAGAGGCAGCUGACUUUGCAAUCUGUGUGCAUGUGGGCCGUCUAGAUGAACAUCUGCCAAAACAUAUUCCUUUCACCAUUCUUUCUGGAGAUAAAAGCUUUCUGGAGCUAGAGGAUCAGCUUAAAAUGACUCAACGAGCAACCCGCAUUCUCGACCCUCAUAAGAUUGAUGCUGACAUGAUGUGUGCCUUAUUAAACAGCAUUUCAGACAUAGCUAGAGAAAAUGAAGAUGAUACUUCAGUGACCAUGCAACAGGUUUUGCAAGAAACAAAGAACCAAAAGGAUGCAGACGAAGAGGCAGAAUUUCAAGAGGCAAUCAGGCGAAGCCUUGAGGAAAUGUGAAAUUGUCCUGAGAUUGCUGCACUAAAAUAUCCAAGCUGCUUUCAUGUAACUGAAAUGUACAGUUACAUUUUUGAUCAUAUUACAAAGAUUACAGUUACAUUUUAAUCAUCUUACAAGGAUUAAAAAAUUACAGAUCAACAUUUGUGAAGGCAUAAAUGGCACUUUAAAACCUAACAAACUUAAGAAACCAUAGGUUACAGUGAAACUUGGGCAUGCUUAACUGCACACUUGGUUAUUGGUCAUCACAUUUUAUUGCUGAAGCAAUAAAUGGAACAUACAUUAUUGUAGGACGGAGCAUAUUAUAAGGACUCCUGAACAUUUCAAUUUCACUUAGCCACAGACUAACUUAAGUUUCAGUUUUUUUCCAGUAUUUAGUCUGAAAACUAAGAUUACCUUUCAGUUAUCCUCUCCAAUCUCUCCUCUGUUUUGUUUAGUUUUGAAUGUUUCUGCUUUGGGGAGGGAUUACCAUCCUAUUGUAUGUAUAUUUCUAGCACAAGUAACAUCUAACUGCAGUAGAUACAAGUACUGAAUCCCAAUUUUCUUGGACCAUCUUGUCUGUCUUUAUCAGUUCAUAAAGAGAAGAUACACAUCCAGUAGCUAAUGGUGUACAGGCAAACUUGUGAUGGGAUUCACUGUGACUCGGGAACUGAAACUGAGGUUGUAGGUAUUUUCUGUGACCAGUUUCUUUGUUCUGUAUGUACAUUUUAUUUUUGAGAAUGAAUACUAUGCCAAAUCGAUUAGGCUGAUUUUGUAUAUUUUGUUUCCAAUGUCAUUAAUACUGCAGGAAACUUUUUGUCAAGAUUUGAGUAACAUGAUUUUAGAAAGGCAAGGUCUUUCUCGGCUAAAGUGUUAAUUUAUUGUGAUUAUUUCUUAGCAUAUUCUAUAUUUGAGCAUAAUUAAAAUAUCAAUUAUU
Hemicordylus capensis (graceful crag lizard) is the source of this 4410-nucleotide messenger RNA. It is a transcript of the gene ZNF451, whose product is annotated as zinc finger protein 451. Gene Ontology annotation, molecular function: DNA-binding transcription factor activity, RNA polymerase II-specific; sequence-specific DNA binding. Gene Ontology annotation, biological process: regulation of transcription by RNA polymerase II. Bases 303 to 3497 code for a protein of 1064 amino acids. The record is from RefSeq and is a predicted model, not a curated record. Gene Ontology annotation, cellular component: nucleus. Lineage: Eukaryota; Metazoa; Chordata; Lepidosauria; Squamata; Cordylidae. The transcript has 15 exons.